AUGGCAGCCCCCGAAGAUUCCAAGAAAAGUUUAGUGUACUUUGACAUCACUUGCAACGGUAAACCCAAAGGAAGAGUCAUCUUCAAAUUGUACGAUGAUGUCGUUCCUAAAACUGCAAAAAACUUUAGAGAGUUGUGUACUGGAGAACAUGGCACCUCAAAGAUCUCGGGGAAGCCUUUAACUUACAAGGACUCCAUUUUCCACCGGGUCAUUAAAGACUUUAUGUGCCAAGGUGGUGAUUUCACUCACGGGACCGGUAUUGGAGGUGAAUCGAUUUACGGAGAAAAAUUUGAGGACGAAAACUUUGAGAAACUUCAUGAUAAACCUUUCUUAUUAUCCAUGGCAAAUUCCGGUCCAAAUACAAAUGGAUCACAAUUCUUCAUCACCACGGUUCCUACUCCCCAUUUAAAUGGUAAGCACGUGGUUUUUGGUGAAGUAGUUCAAGGAAAAUCCAUUGUCCGUCAAUUGGAAAGAAGUGAAAAGGAUUCAGGGGAUAAACCGGUGGAUGAGUGGAAAAUCGCCGAUUGUGGGGCCUUGAGUGAAGAUUACGUAUUAAAUUCAUCCGACCAAGAUGAUGGUACUGGAGACAUAUACGAGGAAGUGUUGCACGACAAUGAUGCCAAGGACAUCGAUAUCAACAAUCCGCAAUCUGUGUUUAAUGCCAUUACUAGAGUCAAAGAUAUUGGAACCAAAUUGUUGAAGGAAGGGAAGUUGAACAAGGCGUAUGAAAAAUAUGCAAAAGCUGCUGGGUUUGCCACCGAUUAUUUCCCAGAAGAACUUUCCGAAGCUGACGUUUCAGAGUUGAACAAGUUGAAAAUAUCCUGUAGCUUAAACUUGGCUCUCGUGGCCCUAAAGUUGAAAGAAGGUAAAAAGGCAAUCAAAGCUGCCGGUGAGGCGUUGGAGGUGGAUUCCAUCGACAACAAGUCCAAGGCCAAGGCAUUGUAUAGAAAAGGUCUGGGUUACUUAUUGGCCAAAGACGAAGAGUCUGCACAAGCGGCUUUUGAGGAAGCCUUGAAGUUGGAACCAUCUGAUGCUGCAAUUAAAAAAGGGCUUCAAGACGUGAAAGCUCAAAUAAAGACUAGAAAAGAGAAGCAGAAAAGGGCCAUGUCAAAAUUCUUCAAAUAG
This is a messenger RNA of Lodderomyces theae, 1125 nucleotides long. It is a transcript of the gene CPR6, whose product is annotated as peptidylprolyl isomerase. The record is from RefSeq and is a predicted model, not a curated record. Gene Ontology annotation, biological process: protein folding; protein peptidyl-prolyl isomerization. Lineage: Eukaryota; Fungi; Ascomycota; Pichiomycetes; Serinales; Debaryomycetaceae. Gene Ontology annotation, molecular function: protein binding; peptidyl-prolyl cis-trans isomerase activity. The transcript has a single exon. Gene Ontology annotation, cellular component: intracellular membrane-bounded organelle. Bases 1 to 1125 code for a protein of 374 amino acids.